Messenger RNA from Striga hermonthica, 678 nucleotides. The record is from the annotation of a GenBank genome assembly. Lineage: Eukaryota; Viridiplantae; Streptophyta; Magnoliopsida; Lamiales; Orobanchaceae.
AUGAAUUCCAAUUUCUCGGCCUUAUUGUGCGAGGACACUCUCCGGACCAUCUUGGAGAAGCUGUCCCUUCCUGACCUAGCUCGUUCCGCCUGCGUCUGCCGCCUCUGGCGAUCUGUUGCCUCCGAUAGGGACAUCCAGAUUCGCGCCUUCAUGUCACCAUGGAAGCUUCGGGACGUCAUUGGAAAACCUAGCUCUGGUGGGUUCUGGAGAGACAAUUCCAUCUCGAGAUUCGCCGUCUCUCACCGUGUAUCCCGUGGGGACUCCGUGGCCAGCCUUGCCGUGAAGUACUCCGUUCAGGUUAUGGACAUAAAGCGCCUGAACAACAUGAUGAGUGACCAUGGAAUAUACUCUAGGGAGCGGCUUCUGAUCCCCGUAAGCAAACCUGAAAUCCUGGUGGAUUCCACAUGCUAUAUUGAAAUUGAUACCCAUUCCAAAAGAGAGGUUGCUGUACUGUACCUUGAUGGUGGGCCUGGGCUUGACAGAAAUCUGAGCGGGCUUUUGAGUGGGCUGUCCACCGAAAGAGGCAAAAAGAGGGUGUUGGACUCUUUGAGGAGGAGCAUGCAAGUCGACGAUGGCACGGCACAAUACUAUUUGUCCAUAUCAAAUGGCGACCCACGAGCUGCCCUUACCCGUUUCUCUGAGGAUCUGAGGUGGGAGAGGCAUGUUGGUUUGGCUUAG